UGAUAUGGCGGUGGCAGUCGGAGAGACCACCGCAAAAUGGCUGGAUGAAUCUUCGGAUAGUGAACCAGAGCAGGAACAUGGAUCUCCGCAGAAAUUGAUACGCAAAGUUUCCACAUCGGGUCAGAUACGAAGCAAGACAAUCCUGAAGGAGGGCAAAUUGAUAAAGCAGACCAACUCGUUCCAGCGCUGGAAGAGACGCUACUUCAAACUGCGUGGGAAGACUCUUUACUAUGCCCAGACUGCCAAGUCAAUCAUCUUUGAUGAGGUUGACCUGACAGACGCAAGCGUGGCCGAAUCCAGCAUUAAGAACGUCAACAACAGUUUCACAAUCAUCACUCCGUGUCGUCGGCUGAUUCUGUGUGCGGACAACAGGAAAGAGAUGGAGGACUGGAUGUCAGCCCUGAAGAGCGUUCAGAACAGAGAACACUUUGAGUCCACCCAGUAUAGCAUGGACCACUUCUCUGGGAUGCAUAACUGGUAUGCCUGCUCCCACGCCCGCCCCACCUACUGCAACGUUUGCCGCGAGGCCCUCUCCGGAGUCACCUCGCACGGACUGUCCUGUGAAGUGUGUAAAUUCAAGGCCCACAAACGCUGUGCUGUCCGAGCCACCAACAACUGCAAGUGGACUACUCUGGCAUCCAUUGGGAAGGACAUCAUCGAAGAUGAGGAUGGGAUCUCUUUGCCUCACCAGUGGCUGGAGGGCAACCUGCCGGUCAGUGCUAAGUGUACAGUGUGUGACAAGACGUGUGGCAGUGUGCUCCGACUGCAGGAUUGGCGCUGCCUCUGGUGCAAGGCCAUGGUGCACAUGGUGUGUAAGGAGCAGCUAUCCACUAAGUGUCCUUUGGGGCAGUGUAAGGUGUCGGUCAUCCCCCCCACAGCCCUCAACAGCAUCGACUCAGACGGGUUCUGGAAGGCCACCUGCCCGCCCUCCUGCACCAGCCCUCUCCUGGUGUUCGUCAACAGUAAAAGCGGAGACAACCAGGGCAUCAAGUUCCUGCGGCGCUUUAAACAGCUGCUCAACCCCGCCCAAGUCUUUGACCUCAUGAACGGGGGGCCGCACCUCGGUUUGCGGCUCUUUCAGAAGUUCGACACGUUCCGGAUCCUAGUGUGUGGGGGUGACGGCAGCGUGGGCUGGGUCCUCUCUGAGAUCGACACUCUGACGCUCCACAAACAGUGCCAGCUGGGUGUUCUGCCCCUGGGGACAGGAAAUGACCUCGCCCGUGUCCUGGGCUGGGGCUCGGCCUGCGACGACGACACACAGCUGCCUCAAAUACUGGAGAAGCUUGAGAGGGCCAGCACCAAGAUGCUUGACAGGUGGAGUAUUAUGGUGUACGAGACGAAGUUCCCGCGGCAACAUUCCAGCUCCAUGGUGACGGAGGAUUGCAGCGAUGACUCUGAGGUGCAACAUAUUCUGACCUACGAGGACUCUGUGGCGGCCCACCUGUCCAAGAUCCUGACUUCAGAUCAGCACUCAGUGGUCAUCUCCUCGGCUAAGGUACUGUGUGAAACAGUGAAGGACUUUGUGGCUCGAGUGGGGAAGGCCUAUGAGAAGAACAAGGAGAGCUCAGAGGAGUCAGAGGCUAUGGCCAAAAAGUGUGGGGUUCUGAAGGAGAAGCUGGACUCGCUGCUGAAGACACUCAACGAGGAGGCACAGGCAUCUACUAUGAUGCCUGCCCCUCCUCCCACCAUCACUGAGGAGCAGGAAGAGGGCGAGGAGGUUCUUGUGCCAUCACCCGCCCGCCCCCCGUGCUCCCCCAGGCCCCUGACAGCCAUCUUUAAACCCAGGGAACAGCUGAUGCUGAGAGCCAACAGCCUGAAGAAAGCCAUCAGGCAGAUUAUCGAGCACACUGAGAAAGUGGUGGACGAGCAGAAUGCCCAGACUCAGGAGGUGUUUUCUCUGGGGGCAGAGGAGGAGGAGGAGGAGGAAGAGCAUGACAAGCUGUUUUUGCAGUCGUCCUACAGUGGGAACGCCUGUAACAGCACCAGGAGCCAUCCAGUCCGCAGAGUGUCCAAGACUCCUUGUGAAAAGCUCAUCAGCAAAGGAAGCCUGUCAAUGGGCAGCUCUGCGUCACUUCCUGCCCAGACAGGAAGUCGAGAGAACAUGCCGAUGCUCAACACCAAGAUCCUCUACCCAAGUCUCAGGGCUGGUAUCUCUGGCUCCCUCUCCAGCAGUUCGGUCAUCAGCAGACUGCUGGUCAACGCUGACUCCUUCAGCUUCGACCCAGAGACCUUUGACUGCUACACUGAGAAAUGUGUGAUGAACAACUACUUUGGGAUCGGCCUGGAUGCUAAGAUCUCACUGGACUUCAACAAUAAGCGGGACGAGCAUCCAGAGAAGUGCAGGAGUCGCACCAAGAACAUGAUGUGGUACGGGGUUCUGGGCACCAAGGAGCUGCUGCAUCGCACCUACAAGAACCUAGAGCAGAAGGUACUGCUGGAGUGCGACGGGAGGCCUAUCCCUCUCCCCAGUCUGCAGGGCAUAGCUGUCCUGAACAUCCCCAGCUACGCAGGCGGCACCAACUUCUGGGGCGGGACCAAAGAGGAUGAUACGUUCACGGCGCCGUCCUUUGACGAUAAGAUCCUGGAGGUGGUGGCGGUGUUUGGCAGCAUUCAAAUGGCUGUGUCCAGAGUCAUCAACCUGCAGCACCACCGUAUUGCACAGUGUCGUACAGUGAAGAUCACCAUCCUCGGGGAUGAGGGGGUGCCGGUGCAGGUGGACGGAGAGGCCUGGGUCCAGCCCCCUGGGUAUAUCAAGAUUAUCCACAAGAACCGCACCCAGACCCUCACCAGAGACCGAGCCUUUGAGAGCACGCUGAAGUCGUGGGAAGACAAGCAGAGGUGCGAGUUCCCCCGUCCCCUGCCCCAGUAUGCAUUGCAGCCGGAGAUCGUAUCCGAGGAAGAAGCCUCCCAGAUCAACCUGUUUGGCCAGGCGGCCGGCGCCCUCAUCCACAGUAUCCGAGAGAUCGCCCAGUCCCACCCCAGUAUGGAGCAGGAGCUGGCCCAUGCCGUCAACGCAAGCUCAAAGGCCAUGGACGUGGUCUACGCCAACUCCAAGAGCACAGGGGGUCUGAACUGCAGUGUUGUGGUUCAGAUGGUCAGUAACGUCAAGGCCCUUCACAGUGAGACAGAGCUGCUACUGGCAGGCAAGAUGUGCCUGCAGUUGGACCCUCCUCAGAAGGAGCAGUUGACUGGAGCCCUGGGCACUGUGGCCCAGCAGCUACUCAGACUGCCAGACAUACCCUGGCUGGGUCAGCUCAUCGAACCUGGGGAUGAUGAGGGACACCUGACAGAUUUCUCCAAGCGUAGCCGCAGUGCCAAGUUCCGUCUCGUCCCCAAGUUCAAGAAGGACAAAAACAACAAGAACAAGGAGGCCUGUGCCACUCUCACACUGCCAGGACUUGGGGGUGACGAAGGUUGGCCACAUGAAGCGUAUCCUCCAGGGUAUCAGAGAGUUGAGUCGCAGCAGCAGCACUGCCAGCGAAGCCUAGGCUCUCUCCUGUACGCCUGUGUGUGCUGCACCGGACUCUCUACCCAAACUGACUGUACCCAGCCAUGCUGUACCCACACCUCCCAAGCCUGACCAAGCCUUGAACAGCUUGAACCCAAGGGGACCAACAACUCACCUUAACCUCUAUACACUCAAAUAUGGAUUUGAGUUUAGUCAACCAAUCAGAUUUAACACAGUGCCUUUCUUCACACACCAGCUCUGCAGCAUUCAUGUCCAGUAGCAACCAACUGAACUGCAAACGGGGGAGGCCAAACCACUAUCACCACAGGGGAGGGGUGUUCAAUGACGUCAGUUGAGAGGGGAAAGUCAGGAGAGAUUGCAGGGAAUCCAGUCGGGCUGACAACCAGGAACAAAGCCUGCCAAUAGAAAAACUCAACUACCCAGGAUGCCUUAGCAACAAACCAGCACCAAACUCCACCAAUUAACGUUUGACCAAUUAAACUUUUUAAAACGUUGAUACAUUUCAGAAGCUCGUUAGCCAAGUCACAGAAGAUGUAGAAACUAGCAAGGCUGCAUCUCGAAUGACACCCUAUUCCUCAUAUAGUGCACUAUUUUUGACCAGAGCUUCAUAGGCCUCUGGUCAAGAGGUAAUGUAGUGCAUGGGGGAUAAUAGGAGGUGUCUUUUGAGAUGCCCAACGUAUGAGUGGUCAGAGUGAUAGACUAUAGUUUCCAUAGUUUCCACUGACUGGAUCAUGGAAAAGACUGAUGGAACAGACUGAGUUUUUGUAUUGAAAUAUGCAUCUAUUUAUUUCUUAUAUGCGUUGUACUGAAUAUGUUGUCCCAGAGUUCGAAUGUGUUUGAACCAGGAUGUUUCUGAAAAUGACAUGGGAUGCCAGGUAAUAUGAAAGACUGGAAGAGGUCUGAACUACAAGCAUAAGCAGUGACAAUCAACCAAUCACUCCAAUGAAUCGAACCAACAACCUCCAGCCUUUUCCCAGGUGCAUGUGUAAUUUCUCUUUCUCUGUAUGGCUCUCCUCAUCCCUGUCCUUUUUAUACAGAUAACAAUUACAAUUUCAACUACCUAGGUUGAAUGCGGGGCUGGUAAACUAGACGAAAGCGACGACCCUGCUUUGUCACCAGACGUCCUAUGUUAGAGCGCGAAGGGCUCCCGAUGGUCGUGUUCAGUAGGGCUCACCAUAGCGAAUUGUUUUGCAAGGCAAAACAAAGGUCUUUGUUCUUAUCGGAGAUUCAGGUAGUCUCCCGUUUCAAAAUGUUUCCCACCUACUGAACAACACUUAUGUAUUGUAGGGAAAAGCCCAACUCAACCAUGCCUUAAAUAAUCUACAAACUGUCACAUAUCAGGCAGGUCUCGGGGUGUGUGGAGCACGUCUCGGCACUCUUUGGUGUCAAGUAGAUUUACAGUAGAUCUGUCACAUUUUUCAAACAAUGAACACUGCCUUAAGAUUAUUCUCCUCGGUGAAUGUAGUUUCCCGGACCCAGAUUAAGCCUCCUUCUGGAUUAGAAAAGCACACUUAAUGGAGAAUCUACCUCGAAAGUACUUUUUAGUUCAGGAGGAAACUCAAUCUGGGUCCAAGAAACCUGCCGGUAAUGUUUAGGGCCUCUAGUUUUUCCUGACCAUGUUAUAUCCUGAAACUCAACUCAACCGCUAGCCCCUACCCCCGUGGGCACUUGUGUAGAUCUGAGAUGAUUGGAUAGGUCAAUAAGCAAUAUGGUGAUAGCUCAGUUUUGCCCUCUGACGGGCCAGGUGGAAUUGUCGCCAAUUGCUUAUACCUAUCCUCUUAAGUCUGCACAAGUGAAUAGGAGGUAGGGACUAAGGGUUUAUUUGGGAUUCGGGGAAUACCUAGGGUAUAAUAAGUAGGACCCAGUGUUCUUCCUGGUCAAGUCCCUGGGUCAGGAGAAACUCUUUGGCCUAGUCAUGUUCUCUCCCGCUCAGUCCCGUGUGGAUAUCCGAGUUGUGUUUUAUGUUCUAUGUCUGGCUGUGCAGUGAUGCAAUCGUUCUAAUUAUGGUCAUAUUAUGGUCUGUAUGGUCAUAUCAUUUCCCUCCUCUAAACCUUUGGGGUUGUCCCUUUUUUCUUUGCUUGUCCUGAAUCGAGAACCCCUGGGAAGCGGUCUCUUCCGUUCCAGUAUUUAUUGAUAAUUUAUACGUUAGAAAUAAUACUGUAUGCUAUACCUCUCUUUUCCAUGUACAUAAGCCCGACUCCCUGGGCUGUAAAUAUGUAUGUCCUGUACAGUGAAAUACCACCAUCCUGUAAUAAAAAUUGUCUUAUGUGUGA
This is a messenger RNA of Coregonus clupeaformis (lake whitefish), 5742 nucleotides long. Its product is annotated as diacylglycerol kinase delta. Gene Ontology annotation, molecular function: ATP-dependent diacylglycerol kinase activity; protein homodimerization activity; protein heterodimerization activity. Gene Ontology annotation, biological process: intracellular signal transduction; diacylglycerol metabolic process; lipid phosphorylation. NCBI's taxonomy places the organism in Eukaryota, Metazoa, Chordata, Actinopteri, Salmoniformes, Salmonidae. The transcript is spliced from 29 exons. Bases 5 to 3580 code for a protein of 1191 amino acids. The record is from RefSeq and is a predicted model, not a curated record.